GCUCCUGCCUGGUUUCGCCCGGGGCGGGGGUCCCUCCGUGGCGUUCCCAGAGCGCUAUCCCGUUAUCCCGUUAUCCCGGGGGCAGAUGCCGGGUGGGAAGCAGCGCCUGCCCGCAGAUGGAGUUGCUGCUGCCAACUCUCGCGAGCUUUAUGUCAGAAACACUUGAUUACAAUGUCACCACUGGCCAAUUUACGGGCUUAAAGCAGCAGCCGCUCGGCUGCGUUUUCCCCCGAGGUACCCAAAGAUCCCGACUCCUAAAAACUUCGUAGCUCUUGUAAUAGAAGAGGGGCAUCAUGAUUUGGACAAAUGGGCCAAGUCUCCUUACCAGGUUUCUGAUGUGGCUUCUUCUCCUGUGCAUGUUCAUCAGGAAGGUGAUGCCUGAAGACAACAUUGUUACAACCAAGAAAGGCAGAGUCAGGGGGACAAACCUGCAGGUCCUGGGGGGAACUGUGACAGCCUUCCUUGGAAUACCUUAUGGACAGCCACCCCUUGGCAGACUGAGGUUUCAAAGGCCAGAACCUCGGGAGAAGUGGUCGGACGUUUGGGAUGCCACAAAACACGCCAGCUCUUGUUACCAGCACAUAGACACAACUUACCCGGGAUUCGCCGGAUCAGAGAUGUGGAAUCCAAAAACCAACCUGAGUGAAGACUGCUUGUACCUUAAUGUGUGGGUUCCUUCUCCCAGGCCCAAGAAUGCAAGCGUCAUGGUGUGGAUUUACGGCGGUGGCUUCGAGUCUGGGUCCACCUCCCUGCUGGUCUACGAUGGCAAAUUUCUGGCCAGGGUAGAACGAGUUGUCGUGGUUUCCAUGAACUACAGGGUCGCUGCAUUUGGGUUUUUGGCUUUGCCAGGAAACCAGGAAGCUCCUGGAAAUGCGGGUUUGUUUGACCAAAGGUUGGCCCUUCAGUGGGUGCAGGAGAACAUAGCAGCCUUUGGAGGCAACCCGAAAAGCGUGACGAUAUUUGGGGAGAGCGCUGGCUCGGCCUCUGUCAACUACCACAUCCUUUCCCCCAAAAGCCAUCCUUUGUUCACCAGGGCCAUCAUGCAGAGUGGAUCUGCCAAUGCCCCUUGGGCUGCAGUCACAGCAUCUGAAGCCAGAAACAGAACAGUGGCUUUAGCUAAACAGCUCCAGUGUCCCACCAGCAAUGAGACAGAGCUGAUUCUCUGCCUCCAAGACAAGGACCCGAAGGAAAUACUGGAGAACGAAAUUUUUGCUGCUCCGGGCGUCUCCUUGUUGCAAGUGCAUUUUUGCCCAACUGUGGAUGGCGAUUUUCUCUUAGACAUGCCAGAAAAAUUGAUCGAGAAAGGCCUUUUCAAACAAACGCAGAUCUUAGUCGGCGUUAAUAAAGACGAAGGCUCAGGAUUUCUGGCGUAUGGAGUCCCUGGCUUCAGCAAGGACAGUGAUGGCUUGGUCAAUAAAACCCAGUUUGAAACAGCCUUAACUCUGGCCUUCCCAGGAGUGAGCAAACUCGCAAUAGAAUCCAUCAUCUUUCAGUACACGGAUUGGGAAAACCAGCACAGGCCGGAGCACUACUGUGACGCUGCUGAUGAUGCCGUCGGGGACUACAACAUCAUCUGUCCUGUCCUGGAAUUCACCACAAAAUUCGCCCAGCUGGGAAACAACGUGUUCUUUUACUUCUUUGAGCAUCGAUCCUCCAAGCUGCCCUGGCCAGAGUGGAUGGGAGUGAUGCAUGGCUAUGAGAUUGAGUUUGUGUUUGGGCUGCCCCUGGAGAGAAAGGUGAAUUACACCAAAGCCGAGGAAAUCUUGAGCCGGUCCAUGAUGAGACACUGGGCAACGUUUGCCAAAACUGGAGCUCCUAACGGGACCCUGAUUAACGGAGUAAGGUGGCCAACCUUCACCAGUACUGAGCAGAAAUAUUUGACACUAAACACCAGCACUCCAGAGAUCCUGACGAAACUCCGGGCUCAGCAGUGUCGAUUCUGGAAAUAUUUUUUCCCCAAAGUCGUGGAAAUGACAGGAAAUAUUGAUGAAGCAGAACGAGAGUGGAAAGCAGGAUUCCAUCGCUGGAACAAUUACAUGUCAGACUGGAAAAAUCAAUUUAAUGAUUACACCAGCAAGAAGGAGCUGUGCAAGCUCUAAUUAAUAUGUUUACCCUUUCCAGUGUGUCCAUAGAACUCUUCAUCAGGCAAAUAUCCAGGUAGCAUUCUAACAUCUCUGGCAUUAAAUGUGUUCUGCAGAUUAAAAAAAAAAACAAAACAAAACAACAAUGUUACAGAUAUAAUUUUGAUUCCUCAGAUCUUUCAUUUAGAUUUUGCCUCCUAUCUCAAUAAACAGUGUAUGGCAUCUGUACCCUUUGAAGCUUCACUGGGUUAAAUAGGACUGUAAAGUCUGAAGAUUAAUGGUGUACAUGUUAUUAUAAAUAUUAGCUGCUUAAAUUCACACUUCAAAGAGACAAUGUAACCUCUUGGAGGAAAAUGGAUAUUUAUUUUUUUUUAAUAGGAAUAGCAGUGAUUUACAGUGUUAUCAUGCAAAACACAGUUGGGUUUGAUCUUUAACUGCAACACCACCACACUUAAACCUUGGUUCAGACAUAACUGAGUUGACAUAAACAUAAAUGUACAACAGCUUUGCUGGACAAACAAAAUGAUAUUUGUUUGUUGGACAAAAAAAAGUUUUAGGGCUGCCAUUAAAGUGGGAAUCACUUUCUAAAUGGCUAAAUUUGUAGGACAAAGCCACGUUAGGAGAGGAUUCAAGCUGUGUGUUGAAAGCCUAAACCAUCAGCACUCUGAGUGCAAGUGUUGGGGUGAAACAAGGCAGAAAACCCCACACCUCUGCUUCCUCCAUCCUCACCUUUCAAGGAGUGAGGAACUACAGACUCACAAGGAAUGAACUCACAGCUUUCCCCUCCUCAGUCACCCACUGUCUUCACCUGGUAGAAGUCUCUGCUGUGGAGAUAAGCUCCGAUUAUGACAUUUUUUUGUCCACUGAGUUGCCUCUUAGUCAGGGGGCAGCCCCAUAGAACAUGACAGAUGAGUCUUUGCACCUGCAGAACAGAGAAUCACAGAACAGGCUGAGUUGGAAGCGACCCACAAGAACCCACAAGGAUCGAGUCCAUCCCCUGGCCCUGCACAGCAACAUCCACACAGAUCACACAAAGAAAAUUGGCCAAAUAUUUCACCAAAUGGUUCAUCAAGAACCAACCAGGAGGGGGAACCUUGCCAAAAACUCCUCUUGGAGAGGGUUGGGAAGGGCAUCACUGCAGAGAAGUGUUGUGCCCCUGGUGGGAAGGACCCAGCUCUUUGACAUACUCCAGUGAGCUCUACCUGCCAUCUCCCAGACCCCUUUCUACCCACCUGAGCUGAACCUCUUAGAAGCUUCUAAAAAAAAAA
This is a messenger RNA of Empidonax traillii (willow flycatcher), 3349 nucleotides long. RefSeq names its product butyrylcholinesterase (gene BCHE). The coding region runs from base 294 to 2099 and encodes 601 amino acids. Gene Ontology annotation, biological process: acetylcholine catabolic process; choline metabolic process. Gene Ontology annotation, molecular function: acetylcholinesterase activity. The transcript has 4 exons. Gene Ontology annotation, cellular component: plasma membrane. NCBI's taxonomy places the organism in Eukaryota, Metazoa, Chordata, Aves, Passeriformes, Tyrannidae. The record is from RefSeq and is a predicted model, not a curated record.